ACGUACAUUCUUAUCUCUACUGCAAUAAUUCCAACUCGAUAAGCUCCAGAGGAUCCGACCGAGUAACUCUACUUCACCCGAUCCGUCUUAUGAUCAUACUUGCCCUAUGUCUGUUAGUAUUUUAACAAGCCACUUAACCUUUAUGUAGCAUGUAAUUAAAAACACUAAGUAUUAAAUAAACAAUCGGUUCUUCCCCUAUAAAUAGAUCCUUCCACUACUUCUUAUAGUCUUACUUUCCCUCUCUCAAACAAGAACAACAAAGGCAAAACGCAACCGUUUCAUAGCGAAAAUGUUUUCUCCUUCUUCUCCAACUUCUUUCGCUCAUACAUUCCUUUCCUCUCCGCCUCUCUCCCCCGUAUCUCCGCCGUCUCGCGCAACUCGGAUCUCGCCUCCUCUCGCCUCCACCUCCCACUCCUACACCUGCGCUGAGGACUCCCCAAGACUGCAUCAUCUCCCGCGGCGACUGACGACGACGGCCACCGCUUCUCUCUACGAUGUUCUUGAGGUUCCCCACGGCGCGAGCCCCCAGGACAUCAAAUCUUCUUACCGGCGACUGGCCAGGAUCUUCCACCCCGACGUGGCGGCAACUGACAGGACGAACUCUUCUUCUUCGGCGGACGAGUUCAUGAAGAUCCACGCCGCCUACUGUACGCUUUCUGAUCCUGAGAAACGCUCUGUUUACGAUCGCAGGAUGUUCCGGAGGAGCCGUCCUUUGACCGUCGGAACCUCCGGGAUGGGAAGUUACGUUGGUCGGAACUGGGAAACUGAUCAGUGCUGGUAGCGAGUUGACUCGGUGACCGUGUUUUAAAUAGGAAGCGAUAAUUAUGAGCUUAACGCAUGUAAUUAAUAUUGGUAAUUAGCUGACACGGACGUGGAUUAAUGUGAUAUAGCGUUGGCUCCGUGUUACGUAGGAUCUACGUGUUUUUUCUACCUUGUGAAUCCUAUUUUAGCCAGUGAAAUAAUAAUAUAUACUCGUUAAUCUUAUGAUUA
This is a messenger RNA of Raphanus sativus (radish), 990 nucleotides long. RefSeq names its product chaperone protein dnaJ 11, chloroplastic. The transcript has a single exon. The coding region runs from base 290 to 781 and encodes 163 amino acids. The record is from RefSeq and is a predicted model, not a curated record. NCBI's taxonomy places the organism in Eukaryota, Viridiplantae, Streptophyta, Magnoliopsida, Brassicales, Brassicaceae.